UCCGGAGUUUGCGGCGAGCGGGGUGGAGAACGUCACGGCCUGCGCGAUCCGUUUCUGGCUCCGGAGCUGCGCCAGGCGGGCGCCGCGGGUGCCCUAGCGAGAGAAACCGAAACCAAAGCGUCUCGUACCAGUCCCCGGCCGGCCAGGUGUCCCGAGAGCCCUCGCGCCCCCCUGCGGAUCACGGAGCUCAGCGCAUCGACCGGCCCGCGGGCGUCCGAGGGUCGUGGCCGCACCGGCGGCCUCUCCCCCUUCCUGUUGGGUCGCCGGCGUUCGUCGCCUUGCCGGUGAGCCGCGCGCAUAAUGGCCAGGUGCUGCUUCUACGCGGUAGGGACCCUGUCCCUGCUCCUGCUGGUGACCAGCGUCACUCUGCUAGUGGCCAGGGUCUUCCAGAAGGCCGUGGACCAGACGAUUGAGAAGAAUAUUGUGCUAAGGAACGGUUCCGAGACCUUUGACUCCUGGAAGAAGCCCCCUCUGCCCGUGUACUCCCAGUUCUAUUUCUUCAAUGUCACCAACCCAGAGGAGAUCCUCAGAGGGGAGAUCCCUCGGUUAGAAGAAGUGGGGCCAUACACCUACAGGGAAAUCAGAGACAAAGCAGAGAUUCAGUUUGGAGACAAUGGAACAAUAUCUGCUGUCAGCAACAAGGCCUAUGUUUUCGUGCGAGACCAGUCUGUUGGGGACGCCAGAACGGACCUGAUCAGAACAGUGAACAUCCCUGCGGUGACCGCCAUGGAAUGGGCCCACCAGGGCUUCAUCCAGAUGCUCAUCCGGGCGCUGUUAAAGGCGUACCAGCAGAACUUCUUUGUGACACACACAGUCCACGACUUGCUCUGGGGCUACAAAGAUGAGCUCCUGGCCCUCAUCCACCCGUUCAAACCUGACGUCUCGCCCUCUUUUGGCUUGUACUAUGGGAGAAAUGGGACUAAUGAUGGAGACUAUGUUUUUCUAACUGGAGAAGACAAUUACCUUAACUUCUCGAAGAUUGUGGAAUGGAAUGGAAAAACGUCCCUUGACUGGUGGGCAACAGACAAGUGCAACAUGAUUAAUGGAACGGAUGGCGACACUUUUCACCCGCUCAUCACCAAGGAUGAGACCCUGUAUGUCUUUCCAUCUGACUUUUGCAGGUCAUUGUAUAUAACUUUCAGUAACUUUGAGAGCGUACAGGGACUGCCUGCCUUUCGGUUUAAGGUGCCCGAAGAAAUAUUAGCCAACACCUCAGACAACGCCGGCUUCUGUACACCUGCAGGAAACUGCCUGGGCUCGGGAGUCCUGAAUGUCAGUGUCUGCAAGAAUGGUGCACCUAUUAUUUUGUCUUUCCCACACUUCUACCAAGCAGAUGAGAAGUUUGUUUCUGCCAUAGAAGGCAUGCAUCCAAACAAGGAAUAUCAUGAGACGUUUGUGGACAUUAAUCCUUUGACUGGAAUUAUCCUAAGAGCAGCCAAGAGGUUCCAAGUCAAUGUUUACGUCCAAAAACUAGAUGGCUUUAUUGAGACAGGAGACGUGAGAACCAUGGUUUUCCCAGUGAUGCAUGUCAAUGAGAGUGUUCUCAUUGAUAAGGAGACGGCAAGUCGACUGAAGUCUGUGGUUAACACUACUCUGAUUGUCACCAACAUACCCUACAUUGUCAUGGCGCUGGGCGUGUUCUUUGGUUUGAUCUUCACCUGGCUUGUGUGCCGAGGCCAGGGAUCCAUGGACGAGUCACAGGGAACUGCAGAUGAAAGAGCGCCCCUCAUACGAACCUAGCUGUGGCCUGAGCAUGAUGAAGGCACCGUGCUGAGCUGUCCUGACACGGAUCAGAUGUGGGCAAACCGUUGCAUCCUCACUGGCUCGAUGUCUGUUGUGAGAGGAGGGAGGAGACCUAGAGCUAGCAAGUGAUGAUGAGAGCCUCCGGCCGGAGCCUAAAGAACAGGCUGAUUCGUUGGCCAUUAGGCUUUAUCAGAUCCUGUGGUCCCUGACCAAGUGUUUUGUUUUUCAUGUGUCUAGCAAGUAUUUAAUAAACUCUUGUACAGUAAUUUUUUUGCGGGUGGGUGCUGGUAGCUCCAGAAUUUUGUGACCACUGUUGUGGUUAUAAUGUCUCUGCAUCAGUCGUUAAUGCUACUUGGUCUAACCUUAUUCAGUACGCUUCAUUCACCAAACUGUGUACUCAGAAUACAUAAAUACCAUUUGUUCGUUGUAUUUCUCCAUUCACAUCACCCCCAAACCAGAAGUAAAUAAAGGUUCGGAACCCAGGGUAAAAUGGUAGCCUCGUUCAGUGCAUCAUUCAAGUGCAUCUAAUUUCCUUGUUUAAAAAGUUGUAUAUUGCAUUUCAUGCUAAUUGUCAGUGCACAAUUCCUCCAGGAACAUGAUGUGGUCCUCUGACCACUUUCAUACUGGUAGGAAUCAAGUGGUGAGAGGUUUGAUGGAGUGAGGCACCUGUAAGUUGGUAGCUAUAAACACCUGAGGAUUUUUUACUUGCACUUUUGGGUGAAAGAAAUGCAUAGAUAAUGCUGGUGAGGACAGUGCAGAUAUUCCAUACAGAGCAGAACUAAAUGCUAGUUCUGAGAUUUGUGGAUAGUUUGUUAUUUUUCUAAUUGAAAUGAUCUUGAUGUGGAAAGGUACUCCUGGGAGAAUGUAAUCAAUAACUGAUCCCCUGCCCAAUCACCCUUACUAAAUAUACUAUAUUACCACAA
Messenger RNA from Phyllostomus hastatus (greater spear-nosed bat), 2666 nucleotides. RefSeq names its product scavenger receptor class B member 2 (gene SCARB2). NCBI's taxonomy places the organism in Eukaryota, Metazoa, Chordata, Mammalia, Chiroptera, Phyllostomidae. Gene Ontology annotation, molecular function: scavenger receptor activity. Gene Ontology annotation, biological process: protein targeting to lysosome; receptor-mediated endocytosis. The coding region runs from base 301 to 1740 and encodes 479 amino acids. The record is from RefSeq and is a predicted model, not a curated record. Gene Ontology annotation, cellular component: lysosome; membrane; cytoplasm. The transcript has 12 exons.